Molecule: messenger RNA, 1626 nt
Organism: Penicillium riverlandense
Lineage: Eukaryota; Fungi; Ascomycota; Eurotiomycetes; Eurotiales; Aspergillaceae
Product: glycosyltransferase family 69 protein
Exons: 1
Coding region: 1-1626 (541 amino acids)
Source: RefSeq, a predicted model, not a curated record
AUGGUGAGAGCCCGACAAUACCAGGCCCUGGUGGCCGGCAUCACCCUAGUCCUCGGUCUAUGGUUCAUGCUGGCGUGGUUCCACGAGUUGAAUAUCCUAAGAUGGAAUCACGAUGCCUACCUCGACGUUUUUCACGGUAGUCUGCCACCAGUACCGCAUUACCAGCCGGGCGAACCGCCAUUCCAAUCGCACAAGGUAGACGAGCAGCAGCCUCAAAGCAGUGGUGAUUUUGACGGUUCGUUCCCUGCGGAUGACAGGUUGAAGGAGGACGUGAAGACGAAGAUAGAUAGUCCGGAAAUGGGACAUGUCGAGAAUGCCGACUUGGCGCUGUCUCCGUCUCCUGUCUCUGCCUUGGUGAUGCCGACGUCACUGAUGGGAAGCGCAACGCCAACACCUUCGCACUCUUGGUAUGGAGAUUGGAAUCCCGCGUGGGAUGACAAGGAUACUUGGCCGAAGCUCUCGAAACCUAGCAACCCAACAUCCACACACUCAACAGUCCUAUCGUUACCAACAUCUCAUAUCUCGCACGCCACGUUGAAAGAGUACAUCUACUCGAUCAUGGACUUCCGAAACAACCCCAUCGGCAACCGGAUGUCAUGCCCGUCAGAGAUCGGAUCGCGGUAUAAGCUACUACGCGGAGAGGCCGCACACGGGGGCCAAGUGCGGUACUUCUUCGCGCUGAACCUGCAUCAGUCUCAGCUGGUGCUUCCACGGCUGAUGAGCAGUAUCAUUGAAGCGAUGCGGUUCCUGGGACCGGAGCACUGCGCCAUCUCUGUGGUCGAAGGACGGUCCACAGACGGCACGGAUGAUAUUCUGCGGGCGCUGAAGCCGCAGGUCGAGGCUAUGGGGGCUCAAUUCUUCCUCGAACACAGUAGCCUUGACCCCAAGGAUGGCCAUGUGAACCGCAUUGAAGCGCUGGCGGAACUGCGGAAUGCAGCGCUGGCACCGUUGAAGGCUAAUUAUGGGAUGAAAAAUUUGGCGGGAACGUACUCCCCCGACGCGGUUGUGAUUUUCAUCAACGAUAUCGCGAUGUGUCCGGAGGAUAUCCUGGAACUGGUAUACCAGCACGUCAAUCAAGACUCGCACAUGACAUGUGCCUUCGACUGGAUCUUCAACGGGACCUCAUUCUAUGACGUCUGGGUCUCGCGGUCACUGGUAGGCAACUUGUUCUUUGAGAUCCCGCACGACGGGUCGUGGACCUAUAACAAGGACCUAUUCUUCGACGACCCGUACAGCCGAAAGCGGUACGAAGCGUUCCGCCCGCUGCAGGUGUACUCCUGCUGGGGAGGGAUGGUCGUGCUGGACGCAGCCCCAUUUGUUGCAGAGACCGUCAAGUUCCGCGCUUCCAGGGAGGGCGAGUGUUACAUGGGUGAGCCCACGCUGCUUGCGAAAGAUCUUUUUCGUCACGGGCUCGGCAAGAUCAUGGCUGUGCCUUCUGUUAAUGUUGCGUACAAUGAUGACGAGGCGUUGGGCACGAAGGCAAAGCAUGGAUAUGUUGCUGACCAUGUUAAUAUGUCACGUUCUCUCAUGGCCAACGAGGAGUUUGUUGAGUGGCAGCUUGCGCCGCCGCCUAUGGUGAAGUGUCUCCCGAACUUUAAUCAACCGUCCUGGGUGCCGCCGACAUAA